AUGCGCAAGUGUAAAGUUUUUGUCGGCUCCUCCCAUCCUGAGUUGGGCAAGCUUGUCUGCGACCGUUUGGGAAUCGACCCGGCGCCAUGUACUUUGAAGAAGUUCUCCAACGGUGAAACUUCGGUUCAGAUCGGUGUCUCCGUACGUGAUGAGGACGUUUACAUCAUCCAGUCUGGCUCUCCUGACAUCAACGACCACAUUAUGGAGUUGUUGAUUUUGAUAUCGGCAUGCCGCGGUGGCUCGGCGUCAAAGAUCACGGCGGUGAUUCCUCAGUUUCCCUACUCGAAGCAGAGCAAAAUGAAGAAGCACCGUGGUGCCAUCACUGCGCGUAUGUUGGCCAACUUGUUGAUUAUGGCAGGUGCCGACCACGUGGUGCUGAUGGACUUGCACGCCUCCCAAAUGCAAGGCUUUUUCACCAAGCCUGUCGACAACUUGUACGGUGCCCCUACCUUGGCCCGCUGGAUCCGUCACAACAUCCCCGAUUGGGAAAACGCUGUCGUCGUCUCGAAAAACCCCGGUGGUACCAAGCGUGUCACUGCUUUGGCGGAUGCAUUGAAGAUCAACUUUGCUAUGAUCCACACCGACCGUCGUAGAACCCACGACAACUUCCAGAAAACAACUCAUUUGGCCGCUGAUGCAGCUGCCUCUAACAUUGUGGGUGAAGUCCAGACAGCACGUGUUGUUCAGGGCCACGUUGUAGACGACGACUACCCACUUGCUCCAGCUUCCAGCAACGGGGGCCCUGUCGAGGACCGCAACGUCUUGGGUGGUACCUACGACGCUGCCAACUCGGAUGAUGAAGACGAACCCACUUCGAUUGCCCAAGAAAAGUUGAUUACAUUGGUGGGAGAUGUGCACGAUAAGGUGGCUAUCAUUUUAGACGAUAUGAUUGACAAACCCAACUCUUUUAUUGCUGCCGCAGAACAUUUGCGUUUGAACUGUGGUGCCAAGGCUGUCUAUGUUGUUGGCACACACGGUGUGUUCAGCCAUACUUGCUUAGAAGAGUUGAAUGCAUCCAAAUGCAUCGACAAGAUUGUGGUGACCAACACGUAUCCGAUUGGCGAGAAGCGCGUUGCCGCUAACAACAAGUUGGUUGUUAUUGACGUCUCGCCAAUCUUCGCUGAGUGUAUCCGUAGGGAUCACUUUGGUGAAUCUAUUUCCGUCUUGUUCGACUCCCUUGCGGCUAUUGAAUAA
Messenger RNA from Clavispora lusitaniae ATCC 42720, 1194 nucleotides. Its product is annotated as ribose phosphate diphosphokinase subunit. Gene Ontology annotation, molecular function: ribose phosphate diphosphokinase activity; magnesium ion binding. NCBI's taxonomy places the organism in Eukaryota, Fungi, Ascomycota, Pichiomycetes, Serinales, Metschnikowiaceae. Gene Ontology annotation, biological process: purine nucleotide biosynthetic process; 5-phosphoribose 1-diphosphate biosynthetic process; ribonucleoside monophosphate biosynthetic process. The record is from RefSeq and is a predicted model, not a curated record. Gene Ontology annotation, cellular component: cytoplasm; ribose phosphate diphosphokinase complex.